This is a messenger RNA of Entrophospora candida, 615 nucleotides long. The record is from the annotation of a GenBank genome assembly. NCBI's taxonomy places the organism in Eukaryota, Fungi, Glomeromycota, Glomeromycetes, Entrophosporales, Entrophosporaceae.
AUGGCUCCUAGAACGACAUUGCAAAUCAACAACACACCAGAAUAUAUUAUUAGUAGCCCACAAUUAUUCUUGUCAAUUAAACAUAUAAGUCCACCUGGUACAAAUUCACCAUCCUACUCUCCCAUCUCAAAUCCAUCCUACUCUCCAUACUACUUCCAUCACUCAACUACAAAUUCCUCAUCACCAUUUCCUAUUUGUUGUCAGUGUCUUUUUUGUAUAGAAGCCGGUACAAGUGGCAGUGAUGAUAGUACUUGUGUUGGCAGAAGUGGUAAUUGUUAUCAAAUCGGAGAAUGUUCAGAUUAUUCAGAUUAUGAUGACAAUACUUUCACGCCUAUAAAUAUGGGAGGGAUUAGUCCAGUUAAUAUAUAUGGGUCACCAAUGGCUGCUAAUGGAAAUUCAUCAUCAUCCUCCCCCCCUUCUUCAUAUAAACAACAGCAACAACAACAUUUAUCAUCAACAAUGUCAUAUCCUUUAGCAAGAGAAGUGAGAUAUAAUAAUAAUCAAUUUUCCAGUGACAUUGUUAAUAAAAUCGAUAAUGAUAAUAAAUGUGAAGACAAGGACGAAUGUGAUAUAAAGUUAAAAUCACCAUCAAAACAAUUAAAAUCUUCUAAUUAG